Molecule: messenger RNA, 1149 nt
Organism: Mesorhabditis belari
Lineage: Eukaryota; Metazoa; Nematoda; Chromadorea; Rhabditida; Rhabditidae
Source: the annotation of a GenBank genome assembly
AUGUUUGCAUCGAUUCAAGAAACGAACUUUUGGCUUAAAUGGCAAGAUCUCAUCUGGGCCUUGUCGGUCACUUUCGGUUUAAUUGGUUUCUACAUCUUGUUACACAUACUCGAUGAUCAGUAUUGGACGCUAGUCCACUAUGACUACACUUAUGAUGUAGACUACUCAACAAGCAACAGCUCAACGAACGCUACAAAUGACGUUUCAUAUUUAAACGCGAACGACACGGAUUACAGUCUUCUCAACGAUUCGAGCUAUGACAAUUACACAUACAUUUAUCCAAUGACUUUUUCUGAUUACGUUGAGUAUUAUAUGCCAAUGGUGGUAUCAGCGGUGAUUGCUUUGAGCCUCGUCACAACACCACUAGCUGCUUACUUCUCGGCAACAAAUGAUCGACUAUCGUGGCCGAUUCGACUUCUGGCCACCGCCGAGAACAUCAACAAGUUCAUCUACGCUCUCAGCUCGUGCUUAAACGACAUGUGUUCCUACUUUGAUUUAUGUUCCGAGGAUCUGUGUUGGAGUUUCUACAAGUUGUCCUGGAUUCUCACCGACAUGUAUUCUCUGUGCGACGUCGCCCAAUAUUGUCAGUGUUUAAUUUCAUUAAGCCGAUUCCUCGUUUUGUCCCUCGAUGGAGCCUAUUUCCGAUAUACAACGAAACUGCCAAUCAUUCAACUCUUGAUUCCCUAUGCUUUACGAGUAGCCUUUGCCCAGAUUGAGAUUGCUCUUUGUGACUAUUCUUUUCAACAAAUUGUGCAUGAGUUCCUCAUCACAAUGCCUUAUUUCUUGACAUGUGGACUCGACUUUGUAACGGAUCGAAAAGUGAAAACGCUAAAGAAAAAUGGCCGAGUGUCUCGAGUUGAAUGUCUAUUGAUGCUACAGAUGGUAACCAACUCUUGUAUGACGGUGAUCAAUUUUAUCAUUUAUUACAUGUGUUCUUUUGUCACGUAUUUAUUUUUUGGAUAUGAUGUAUGGAUUGUCUUUUCAAAACUGCGAACUCUUAUCCAAGUUUUGCUCUUCAACUUGGUUUCAAGUUUGAUCAGUGUUCUGUUUCUCCGAAAACCGAAAGAUCGAGAACCAAGAAGUGGAGUAGCUGUCACUGUAACCAGUGUUGCACCGACAGCAAAAAGGACAACGAUGACUAGAGUGGAG